This is a messenger RNA of Tremella mesenterica DSM 1558, 1284 nucleotides long. RefSeq lists its product as uncharacterized. Gene Ontology annotation, cellular component: cytoplasm; membrane. NCBI's taxonomy places the organism in Eukaryota, Fungi, Basidiomycota, Tremellomycetes, Tremellales, Tremellaceae. The transcript has 5 exons. Gene Ontology annotation, molecular function: protein binding. The record is from RefSeq and is a predicted model, not a curated record. Bases 1 to 1284 code for a protein of 427 amino acids.
AUGUCUCACACGCCUACCUCUUCCGCCCCAUCGGGUAAUGCAACUGCUCAACAAGAAAAGAAACCCAUCCUCACCGGUGUGAGAAUCAAGCAGCGUAAAGGACAAGCCAAAGCUGCCUCAAAGUUUGAACCAGAGAGUUUCCGUGACGCCUUACUACUUCAUCUUUCUCUUUUACCCACCCCUAUCACGGUCGAUUCGCUAGUCGCCAAGCUCGUUCAAGCAGGUGCCACACUUGAAUUCCUUCGUUACUAUGAACAACUUUUCGAAGUUCUCUUCCUCGGUGGUUUGCUCCAACCGGGAGGAUCUUACCUCGAUGAUAAACGUUCUCCCGUAUACAUUGUUAAAGAAGGGGAACGUGAAGGGCCGAUGAUUGUCGAAACUUUAAAACGUGUCAUACAACGAUACAAAUAUCUUCAAAAACCUCUUGAAGAGAAUUUCUUACCUAGUAUUUUGGGUUAUAUCCAUAGAUGGUCCCCUGAAGCUAGAACGAAAUUAGCAGAAGCGUUGGCGCUCAUCAUUGUGGAUCUUCAGAUUUCACCCCGUUGUUUGAGUAGUCUGGUCAAGGAUCAUGUGGUCAAGGAUAAUAUCGCACUUGACUUUCUCACUUCGUUCUUCAAGACUUUCCUCUCUAAACAGAACGUCGACGUACUAGGCUCGACUCUUCGUAAAUCAGGAUUGAAGGAUAUUGCCUUAGUUUUCCCAAUCCAGAUCAGAGAUAAACGACAUCUUGCGGAACAUUUCAGUAAGGAGGGUUUGGAAAAGAUCAAUGAGUGGUAUGCCAAGGUUGCCCUCGGUGAGUCGGAGAAAGAGACGGUUGCAAAUGUGUCGAGGAUGGUCAAUGAGGAGGAGACAUCAGAACAGAUGAUUGAAACUUUGAAAACUCAACAGGCCGAAGCCCCGGUGACAGACGCCGAUCUUGUAGAAUGGAUCUGGCACGGUCUCAUGCGAGCUUUGGAUCUCUCCGGAGCCCGUGCAGAUCAGAGUGAUUCGAUGGUGGUUCAUCAUAUCACGACUUACGCUCCAGUCCUCGAAGCCUUCUGUAACGGCGCACGAGCCGAAGUGAACUUGAUCAAUGCCGUGCAGGUAUACUGCUACACCGACACUCGCGUUAUCAAAGCUUUCCCUCAGAUUUUGAAAGUGCUCUACAAUGCCGAUUGCAUCUCCGAUCAGGCCAUUUUAUACUGGCAUAGUAAAGGUGCAAAGCCCCAAGGGAAACAACACUUUAUCAAAGUUACCGAACCGUUGGUCAAGUUCCUCGAAGCACAAGAAUCAGAAGAAGAGUGA